Messenger RNA from Plasmodium coatneyi, 5502 nucleotides. RefSeq names its product Metacaspase 2. NCBI's taxonomy places the organism in Eukaryota, Apicomplexa, Aconoidasida, Haemosporida, Plasmodiidae. The transcript has 7 exons. The record is from RefSeq and is a predicted model, not a curated record. The coding region runs from base 1 to 5502 and encodes 1833 amino acids.
AUGAAUAACGUGAACACCUAUUCUCCACUGUACAGCUCAUAUGAAAACAUUAACAUAUACAAAAAGAACAAGCAACUGGUGGGUGAAGAUUAUGACACAUCUACGGCCAACAUAUCGUGCGAUUCCAGGGGAAGAAUACUGAUAAAAGAUAUCGAAAAUGACAAUAAAAACAUUGGAACAAAGAUCAAUGGCAUGGCGAACUUAACACAUGGUGUGAAAAAUACGAACCAACAUGAAAAGCGAGAAUUCAUUCCUCCUGUCCAUGUGAGGGUGAAAUCUCAAUCUUCUGUCACAAAUAACCAAUAUGGAAAAAACUCAAUUAAUGAUAAUAGCAUACCAACGAAGAAAUAUUUGCAUCCCAUUUCCGGGAUGCAGUAUGGAAAUGUCCUCAGGUCUAAGGACAGCAAGAGCAUGAACGAUAUCCACCAUGUUUACAGAAACGAGGGCAUCCUGAAUAACAACGUCAAUUGUAAUGCCGGUUACUUCGCCAAGUACCAUCCAAGUUACAUUGCCAGCUUGCGUUCACAGGGUGACUCCUUUCCGAGUGGACCUCAUAACAUGCCCAAUUAUAACCCCCAAAGUAUAGCAAACAACUUUUCCUCCUACCAAAUGCACGACGUGAAAGAAAAUAGAAACAUACUUAAUGAGUUUAACAAAAAUAUAUACCAGCACUAUAGCAGAAUAGUCCUAGAUGACUACAACAAGCAGGUGCAAAAUCACCCAAAGGUUAUGUACCCAAAUGAGAAAUUUCAAUCAUAUGACAAAAACUACCACCCAGCUAGUCCUAACAAUAACCGUGCUUUCCUCUCUAAUGCACGAGAACCAGUUAACUUUUACAGCAAUAAUAAUAUUACGCUGAAAAACUACGUACCGUAUGGUCACAGAGACCUUCAAAAUGGCAGUCACAUACGUAGCGGUUCAUUCAUUUUAAGUAGCGACACACAGAAGAAUACCACCCUACAUAUGCUAAAUCCCACACAGAAUAUAAAAGAUGGCUCCAGAAAAAACGUUUUUAAAAUUUUCAACCGAAAAAAAGAACCCAAUAAGAAUUUAACUCCUUCCGUUAAUUCGUAUGAACAUCUUCCAAAUGUUCAAAAAGGACAAAGAAGAAGUUUAUCAUCCGUAAACCAAACAAACUUAAGUUCCACGUCCUUCAGAAGAAAAGUAAACAGCCAGGAAACGUCAAGUUGGAAAAGAGAAGCAAAUAAUAACACUUUAAGAAAAAUUUACAAUUUUAUUUUUCCAUCCAGUGCUAAUAAGUCACAAAAUGGUUCUGAUGCCAAAUGUGAAGUGAAUAAAUUUGCCACCUCUCCAAGGGAUUCCUCACUUAAUGAACCCUACCCUAGAUGCAGUAACGCUUAUCUGCUGCAUAAUAACUCUAAUCAAAAUAAAGCGUUUAAUAUGGCAGGAUAUAACCUACCAGAUGUACAUAACGCUAACGUCAUUCGUGAUUAUAGCAAAUUUAACUACAGUACUGGCAGUGCCAAUGCCUUUCCAAAUAUCAGUUUUGCAUCUGCCAAUAAUCCGGAUCAUUUGAAGUACACCCCUCCUGCAAUUGUCCCAAACGGUAGGGACGAAAUAAUGUCCCUAAGGAAAGAUGAUCAGUUUGCUAAAAUAUAUUCUGCUAACAAGGCAGGAAUGCCCAAUGGAAACCCGCGAAUCAGUGUCGUUUCGCAGAAGCAUGCCAAUCAGGACGACCGGCACAGGUACCACGAAAAACUCGUCACCAAUAUUUAUCAGUUCACGGGUGGACUGGCUAACAAAGGGGGCAAUCAUAAAAAUGGCCCCAAUAAUGUUGUUAAUAAUGGUGCUAAUAAUCAUCUGCAAGGAAAAGCGCAAACAAAGGCAACAUUGCCAGCGGGAGCGCCCAUGCAGCCCCCCCACGGCAGUCACGUUCUCCAUUUUGACAUAUCCAAGGAUAGUGCAAAAAACGGAGGCCCCUCAAAUAUGCCAAUCGGCAGUAAGCAACACCAGGGGGAAAAGAAUAAUACAGCUAAAUUAGCCCAAAAUAAAAACACGACAAAUGAACAGAACGAACUUUGCUCAACGGAGGGCAUCCCUCCGAACAGUCACUCCAACAUGGCAAUUGAAAAAAAUGAAUCACCCAAAGGAGAAUCGAUAGUACAAACUGAUAACAAUGCGGCACACGUAACCAAUAAUAAUACGACGAAAAAAGUAAACCAAACGUUCAACGAACAGAUGAACCAUGUGCACAGAAAGUCUACCACGACAGACAACAACUCCAUAAAAAUUGUAAGUGACCAUGACAGAAAUAGCAGCAAGCAGAACAUAUACAAUUACAGCACAGUCAUACAAAACAACUUCAUUAACGGUUCAGAUAAAAUGUCCAAAAUAUUGGUAGGAAUAAAAAAUGAAAACGGAACACAGAACAAAAAUAAUGCCAACCUAGAGUUUGUGAAUGUAAACAAGUACAUAAAUAACAUAUUCAAAACGGGCAACAAUAAUUAUGACUAUACAGGUAAUAAUAAAGGAGGUGUAGUUAUUGGCCGGUACGGACAGGGCAACAACAUCGCGAAAAACAAUCCUUUCAACCAAAUGGAUAUUAGAGAGAAUACCAAAUGGGGCAUGCCAAACCAGGAUUCCUCUAAAAUGUACCAACAUUUCAACCCUAGUGACGACCACCUAAUGAACAACGCACAUCGGUUACGUGAACUUGAAAAAAAACAUGGAGUUAUAAGUAACCCCAACUUAUGCGCUAAUGAUAUGAGCGGUAUGAACGAAAACGCAAAACAUUUAAUGAGGCAAUGCAUUUUGAAUAAAUUUCUCUAUGAGCAGAAAAAGCAGGAAAACCAAACGAAUGGUAGGAAGAAGAUCAUUCCAAAUAUGAUGCAACAUUUUAUGUACGUGAAUGAAAAGGGACUCGAAUCUCUCCCACUUCCAAACGAUAAAGAAAACCCAAUUGUUAAAUUGCUAAACAGGGGUAAGCAACAUAGGCCAAACGUCGAUGGUAAGAUAAAUCUAAUUGAUCGCAAUGCACACAUUGUUGGUAUGCUGAAAAAGCUGCACAAUGUAGGAAGCGAGGAUGACUUGCCAGAUAACGUUAUUGCCAACCUGGGGCAGAUAAAACUUGACCACCUUUCCAGCUUAACCAAAAAUGAAAUUAAUAAAUAUAUGAUGUGUAAUAACAGUGAGCAUAAUAAUCAGUACAUAAAGUCCAUCGCAUCCAUGGAUGACAAAGUGAAUUAUCACGAAAACGAUUGCACAAAGGGGCAUGCCAAUCGGGGGGAACAUCACAAGGAAGGAACUGAACCUACUGCCUCCCAAAGUGCAGACGCACAUAACAUAACCCUAAAAAAGGAAAAAAAAAAAAAAUCCGGGAAAAAAAAAAAAAGUCCAAAAAAUGUGCAUCACGAUAUUGAUCAAAUGCUGGAGCUAAAGUCCAAGGUCUACGACGAAUUAAACACCUGCCUAAAAUGCAUUAACAAUUUAACCAAAAAUAAAAAAUUAUUUGAGCAGUUAAAAAAGUAUAAGAAUAAACUCGAUAAGAAAGCUCAAAUGGGGGAUGACACCUCUGCACGAAGUCGCUCGGAUCAAGCGGAAUCCUACUACACGAUGAGAAAUUCGUAUCUCUCGUCCUUCCUCUGCAAUGAAAACACAAGCGCUGAUGCUCAGGGGGUUCAAAAUGCCGCCGGCGUUGCUAGUGGGGGGUGCAUCACAAGUGGUGAUUAUCUGGCCAGGGCGAAGAACACACCGAAGUUGCACCCAGACAGGGGCAUUUCAAACGGAACGGGUAAUAACGUCACGGUUAUCACUCCCGCCAGUGAAGAGAAAAACGAACUGAUGAAAAAGAUCAACCCAACCAGUAUUGCUGCUCUGCCCAUCCGAAUUGACAAUAGUAAAAAUUUCACAACAAAUAAGGCUUGCCCGAAUCAGUUCCAAGAUAAACAAACCCUACUGAAUGAUCCAGCAAGGAAAAAGGAUAACGUGCAUUUCAAUCUGUGCGAUAAAAGCGUAUUCGAAGGGGAAGAAAGAGAAAAAAAUUCUUACGGGAAAGAUGGAGAAAGCAGAUAUUCGCUGUACGAGGAAGAAUCCCCCAAUGUGGGGAAGAGGAAGGCUCUCCUAGUUACACUAAAUUAUAAUGGGCUGCUAGAAGGAUGCGUAAAUGACACCCUAGAAAUGUGCGAACAUUUAGUAGAGACGUUCAAAUUCAAUGAAUUGAUACUCCUAAAUGAUUGCAACUUUUGUUAUCGAAAUUUUGUCUCACAAAAGGCCAACAAAAAUAACAUCAUAAAUAAUCUGUACGAAUUUGUUGUCAAUUCAAACAAUGGAGAUAUUUUAUUUUUUUAUUUCUGUGGAUAUUCCAUCAAAAUAAUUGAUUCAAAGUUUUCACAGAAUAAUAACUUUGCUUUAUUGCCAGAGGAUUAUUCGAAAAAUAAUUACAUCUAUUCAAAUGAAGUAUUUAAUAUCAUUAAAAAGUUACAGGGCGGGAAGCAACUGUGCAUAGUUUUUGACACCACAUAUACUUCCUAUUUUGUCCCCACCUGUACCACCAUCACGUAUAAUAAAAGCAUUAAUUCCAGUGAAAUUUCCAAAAAUACUAAUUUGGUGAACACAAAUAAGAAGCACAUUUAUUCUUUGAGAACCUUUGGCAAAUUCAGAGAUCGACACGUUGAACCCAUUUACGUCGAAAAUUUGAAGAUGCCCCUGUCGCAUGAUUUGUACAAACAGGAGGAGGAGAGGAAGCAAAAUGCAAAGGAUGUCCUCGUCCCUUCCAUCUUUUUCUUCUCCCCUGAUGUGAGGGACCGGGGGGACUUUGAGCUCGUCAUCAGAAAUAGGGUUAGAGGCCUCCUCACCUACUGCAUCGGAAAGGCAAUCACCAUGUUGAAGAAAGAUUUCUCCUACCACGACCUGUUCAUCGUUGCGUCACAAGUGCUCGUCAACAUCAAGAAGGAGUACAAAUUGAAAUACGUAAAGUUUAAGUUGUCCUUCCUGAAUGACCACUCUCCAGAUGAUAUAAAAUUCUUAUCUCACGAAAGUCUGCUUCUUAGGAAAAAAGGAGAGACGAAAGAAGAGCCCCUUUGGAAACCCUCCUUACGAUUAAACAACCUAAAUGAAUACAUGAAGGACAUUUGCAAAAUGAAGGAAAAAAAAACGCAGGUCAAUUUUCCCCAAAGGUGCUUGCUGAUCUUCAUAAAGGAUAUAAAAUUCGGCGCCCACAUCAAGCUGGACCCCUCCAUUGAGUACUUCGUGAGUUGCUUUGUCAAAGCAAAGGGUCUGAACAUUCUGUACGUCAGGCGAAACAACACCAAGUGCCAGAAAAUCGUCAGGGACAAAAUUUUCUUCCUGGAGUACAUUAUCCUGAAUGUGUCCGAUCUGGACAAUACCAAAAUUUACGUGGAAUUGUUCAAAAAGAAGAACAAGAACUACUUCCUCGCCAGGAGCGUAUUACGGAUAAGCAACACGAAUGGAAAUUUCUCCCUAAUGGAUGAAAAGAAAAACAUAAUUGGCAUCAUCGAUUUGAGCAUUAAAUGCGUCUCCUAA